Molecule: messenger RNA, 3231 nt
Organism: Corticium candelabrum
Lineage: Eukaryota; Metazoa; Porifera; Homoscleromorpha; Homosclerophorida; Plakinidae
Exons: 21
Coding region: 203-3139 (978 amino acids)
Biological process (GO): Rho protein signal transduction
Molecular function (GO): guanyl-nucleotide exchange factor activity
Source: RefSeq, a predicted model, not a curated record
UUGCCCGCUUAUGUAGGAGUGCGAUUAGAUGAGUAGACGCGGCGACGACAGCCAGUCGGUGUUCUUGCUUUUUACGUCUAAGCCAUCUGGCAGAGGUGACCCAAACAAUAAGCCAACUAACGCAAUAUGGUCACCAACCAUUGUGAAGUCCCUCGAGGUAUUGUAACAUCGUGGAGGGAAAUUUUGAUUUCGUGGUCAAAGGAUGAGCAGAAAGGAAGAUUGCUGCCGCGGGGAAGAGAGGAGCUUGAAAGGGCUUAGCACUCAGUCUGACGAGCGUCAGUUUGCGCUAGACGUGGAUGCCGGCUAUGGUUCGGGUUCUUCCAUGUCUUGUGCUGGCUCUCAAGAUCCACUGGACUUAGACAUGAGAGCGAUGAGAGAAGCUGCUCUAGGAAGUCACAAGGGAGAGAGAUCAAACAAACCUAAUGACUCCCCGGAUAGCAAUUACGGCAGUAGUCUGUCAUCUGAUCAGACGGUGAGAAUGUGCAUGUCGCCGAUGCCUUUGGAGACCGUGGAAGAUGCAGAGUUCAAGUGGAAGGAAUGUGAUGCAGCUGAAAAUGGCUUGAAUGAGAAGAAUUCGAUCGACGACAGCCAAGAAGACAGAAUCGUUCAGACAUCGGAUAAUUCCAUUGUGAGUUCGAGCUCAUGCAAGAGCUUGUGGCCAAGAAACCAAGAAUUUAGAUGUUCCGGCCUUCUCUCUUCUAACAGUAUGAAAACAUUUGUGCUCUCUAAGAGUCUGGACCGAGGCUUGAACUUGCCGACUAUCGAAAGAGGCAUAGUGCCGCUGCCUCCAUCUCGCCCAAAGUCGGUAUCUUUAGAAUGCGAUGAAAACGAAGGAACACCGGUUGAUGGUGAUUUGGACAAUGAACCAGAAAGUAGACAAAGCUCACCUUCAGUUUUGGAAUACUAUUCUGAUGAUGAUAGUCAUUCGAAGUCUUCCGAUGAUUGCUUUGAGCCGGCAUGUUUCCUCACUUCUGGUUCUCGGCGUGACAGUUUCGAUGGCAUUCAGAAAGAGUCUAGUUGGCAAUCGAACGAGUUGCUUGAAACGAAGGCGGCCACUUUGCCGCGCAUGGAAGGUCUCUCUUCGCUUCAUUUGUUCUCUCCUCAUUCUGUCGUAUCUCGUCCCAUCAGCCAUGAGCAGAGAACACGAUCGUACAAUCGUCUGUCCAAUCUCAGUAAGUUGGACGGAAGCGUCUCUCGAACAAAGUCGAUGGAUGCUCUCGAGGAGGUCUCUUGUAAGCAAGCUGGUAAUCUAAAUUCUUUAUACAAACAGUUGGGCAAUCACAAGCCGCUCCCUCGGAGACCAAGUCUAGCCUCUGCUCAAAUGCAAAUGCUACUCGUACCUCAGUCGUCGGUUAAAACUAGCCCAAGCUUGAAGCGGAGUCAGUCUCCGAUUCCUAAACUACCGAGAUUCAGGAUACCGUUCAGGAAGGGCGGACGACAACAGUCGCAACCGGAUUCUCCAACUCCGACAGUUAUACCGAAUCCUUUCUUAAAUUCUACCGACAAUUCUCACAGCAACUGCAGACACGAGGCUUCACCCAUUUUUCAUCGGGAAGUCUCCCCGAGUCCGAGCGUGUUGUCACAUGAUAUACAGAUCCAAGCACGUAAGAGGGCGAGUGUGGAUUGUGGUAGUGUAUUCAAUAUGUCGGCACCUGUCGUUCAGGUCACGGGACCAGGCCAGCUUCCUGUAUUGCGUAGUACGCUUAACAGUGUACCACCGCCAUACAUUCGAGUUGCGGAGGUCGAGACAAACGAUGAAAAGAUAAGAAGGAGAGCCUCUGAGCCUGUAGCCAGAAAUCGUGGCAUGUCACGUCUAUCAGACUUACCAAGAGCGAGUCCAGAAGUAGUGGCCAGUCACGAAGACUUCAACUUGUGCUUAGACGACUGUCACGAAAGUCUCCGACAGAGACAGCAUCAUCUUUGCCAGUUUGCGACAAAAGGAUGGCUCAACAUUGUAGAAACCGGUCUCGCUGUCAGUCUACAGUUAGCGAAGACGCAAAAGUCGGAGCAAGAGUUGAGGCAGUGUGUAUGGGAAGUAUGCCGAACCGAGUGUGAAUAUUUCUGUCACUUGAUGAAUGCGAGAGACGUCUAUAUGGAUACAAUGCAGAAGCUGAAAGCGAAAGGUCACUUGCCAACGAUUAAUAUGGACCAACUGUUUGCCAAUUUGACCGAAAUCUGUUCAAUCAGUGAAAAGUGGGCCGAGAGCCUCCUUUCACUGUUUAAGGGUAAGUCAGUCGAGACGGCCGGAGACAUCCUCGGUCUUUUACGGAUAUUCUCAGAGUUUGAUGAUGUUGUCACUGGCCCAUAUUGCCAGUACAGUCACAGCUACACGAAACUCACGCAUUUAGACUUACUCAGCGAAUGGAAAGCUGAUUCGAAUUUUAUUAAAUAUCUUGCAUGGUGUCAGCAGAGGUCGGACCGUAUCUCGCUGGAUCAAGUUCUUAUUGCCCCCGUGAGGCGAUUUUCUGAUUAUGUUAUUCUUCUCAAGGAAGUAUUGAAACAUUGUCCUCCAAAGUAUAAGCCCGAACUGAAGGAAAAAAUUGCUACUGUGGAACGUUCAGUUGCUAACUUGAACAAAGAGGUGGAGAACAAGGAAGUGUACAACAUUGUGGCAGAACUUCAACAUUCGCUUCGAUGGCCGUCGCUGACCGAGUUUGAACGUCCGGGAUUCUUUGUGCCUCCCGAGUUAGACGACUUUCUAGAGGAGAACCGGAGUCUUAAUUUUCUUGAUAAUGGUGAUCGCAAGAUUCUGUACAACACUCCUGUUUCACUUCGUGAUGCGAGUAGUCGAAUGGACAUGUUCUUGUUUCUGUUUGAUGAUCUUUUGCUUAUAACAAAAUUCAACAGCAAAGAAAGACCUAGUUGUAGCAGGCAAAUGUUCAAGCGACUGUCGUAUGGUACAUACACGGUUUACAAACAGCCUCUGCCACUUGACCGAGUGCAAUUGUGUAGUAUACCAAGUGGCUCAGGGCUGGAGAAUGCAUUAACUAUUGUACAUUAUUCCCGAUAUAUGCAAAUUAUUGGAGUCUACACUUUUCAAACAACAUCGCCCGCAGAAAAAGCGACUUGGAUUAAAAACAUUGAAAAGGCUCAAGCCAACUUGAAAGAUGCAACUAAACUAAUAGCGUCCAGUCGUUAAAUGUGACAUUAGUUUCUUACUCUCAUAUCUGGUGUUGAAAUAUGUACGAUUACUUAUAUAGACAGUGAAAUUGCUCGAAAGUGAUACAGGAA